Molecule: messenger RNA, 1538 nt
Organism: Cinara cedri
Lineage: Eukaryota; Metazoa; Arthropoda; Insecta; Hemiptera; Aphididae
Source: the annotation of a GenBank genome assembly
AUGGCAUUUUUAAGUCCAUUUUUCCGGAACCCAAUUACCGAUUUUACCAGUGGAUUAUCGACUGCUCAAACAGGCGAACGCUGUGCUGAAUUUGAAAUGAAUUUGAUGAAUUGUUAUGAAGCAUACGGUUAUCCAAAAGGUAUGGAAGUGUGCCGGGCAUAUUAUGACGAUUUUCAAGAAUGUUGUACAAAAGAAAAACAGGUAUAUAUAUUUCUAUAAUUUGUUCCAUAUAUUAUACAACUGGUAUAUGGUAAUUAAAUUAUGAUAUAUUUCUGAUAUAGUUCAAUAACAAAGCAAAGUAUACAGUAACUGUAUCAUCUUUAUGCUAAUGUUCUAAUAAUUGUCAAUAUUUAUUAUUAUUAUUAUUUUUUAAUCAUGUUUUGUGCAAGGGGUACACAUAUAUCAAGGAAAAUUCAAUUUUUAUUUUCAUCACUUAAUCGCUUAAAAAAAUUACUUUUUUUUUCUUUUUAUAAUUUUCAAAAUAAUCAUUUUGUAAAAUACAUUAUUCUAAAAAUCUGAAUGUUUUAUACAUUUAUAAAUGAUUAAUAGCUUCCUAGCUGUAACAGCUUUAAUGAGUAGAAAAAAGGUGUGAAAUUAAUAUUGAAUAGAAGAUAAGGAAUAACCGCGCUGAUUGUGAUUACUUAUGAUAUAGUGUGUUAUUCUAUUGAAAAUUAAAACACAGUCUACAAUCUAAUGAAUCUAAUCAAUUUUAUUUUUCCAAUAAUAUAAACAAGGCGUUUAGUUUGUUCAAUGGUGGUUAACUCUGUUUAAACUAUACCUAGAUGAGCAUUAGUUCAGUAAGUUUUUUUUGUUCAAAUACUCCAAAUGAUUACCCAGUAGAAUAAGAUUUAGCUUACUGUGUAUUUACUAGAAAAUAAAUUGUAAAUUAUUGAAUUAGAUUUUUUUUUAGCAUAUUUUAUUUUGUAAAAAAAAAAUGCCCGAAGAAAUGAGGGAUAAUUGGGUAAAGACCUUAUGUUGAGAGGAAGGUUUAGUCUAUUUAGAUUUUUUUUUAAGAAAGGAGGGAGUGUACAGUAAAUAUUUACAACUUAAAUGCCCUGAUAGAUAAUAAUGUUCGACUAUUGUUUAAUACAUAGUAUCUUAUAGUGUUAUCCCCAUGCUAAUAACUCUGGGGAUAUUUUUUUUUUCUAAUUGGGUUUUGUGCGAGGAAUUUUAUUUCCAUUCCUUAACCACUGGGAAAAAAAAAAUUUAUUUUUCCACUUUUUAAAAUUUUCAAAAUAGUCAUUUUAAUAGUCAUACAGAGUUGGUAUAUGGUAAUGAUGGCUUUCAUAUCCAUUUACUAUUAAGAUUUUUUUUUGAUUUUAUUUGCAAUAGGUAUUUUAUUACAAUCAAAUAUUAAAUGCAUACCUAUAAAAUAAUAUUAUAGUAGAUAGAAGUACAAAAACUGCAUGAUACAUGUUAUAAUAGAAUAUCUUUCACAGAUGGCUCGAAUCAAUGCUAUUCGAAUAGAACGAGAACGUCAAGCAAAAAUAAAUAAGGAGAUUACUUACGAAAAACCACCGGCAAUGCAUUCAUAUUAG